UGAUUGACGCGCGAAGUAGCAGGUGGCGACACCUUUGAGCCACAAUAAGGCUAUAUAAGGGUGAACGCGUAGAAAAGGGCAAUCAUGAAUUAAAGGUUGUUCGACGAGUAGGUCGGUUCAUGUCUUAUGAUAAACAAGUGUAGAAAGUGUCGUGUUAACUAUAAUUUUCGUUAGUUCAAAUCAGCUGGUAGCGAGAAAAGUGUGAAUAUUCGUGACGAAGUGUUUUGCUUGUUGCACAGUUGCCAAGGCGACUACGGUACGUGCGUGUGCGUGUCCAAAAGUGUGCUAUGAAAAGAGAAUGAUCAUUGGGGCAACGAUUUUACGACUAUCUUCGUACUAACAGUAAUUUGAUGUUUCAAAAUCGAACGGCCUGAAGACGGGAAUAUUAUGGAAUACUCAGUUUUGGGCCACUACAACCCGUCCAUACAGGCCACGGCCGAUAGUGGUGUUAACGAACAACAACUCCUUUGGGAAGAACCAAAUUAUGUUUUAACUGGUGAUGAGUAUGUACCUGCAACGGAACAAUUUGGAGAGGAAUUUGCCGGGGCUGAAUUUCAUGAAACUCGUAAUGUACUUGCUGAUGGGGGGGAUAGAUUUGGAGUUUCCACUGUCACCUUUGACAAUGUCGAAGAGCUCAUGUGGAUGGGAAAUCAAGGGGGUCAUGUGACGUCUUAUUAUGGGCCUGGUUUACAAAAGUACACCUCGUUUCAAGUUCAUGCCACUCAAGAAAUUCGGCAUAUUCAUCCAGUAGAUGAAGGAAUUUUAAUCUUGACACAGAGUUUAUUACGAUAUCAAUUGAGACGUGGUAUACCAAUAUUUUCACAUAUGUCACCAAAUAUGAUAGACAUGCAGUGCAUGCUUCAAAUUUCACCAACAGGGUUGCUUAUGGGAGGUCAUCAGGAAAAAAUAAUCAAUUUUGAUCUAACAAGAGGGAAAGAGACUGGAUUAGUACAUGUAGGGGAAAAUGGUUGUGCAAUUUUAAGGCAGCAUAGCAGACUUAUAUGCUGUGGCAAUCCUGCUGGAAGAAUUGAUCUCAGGGAUCCAAAUACAUUAUCAAUAGAACAUACUUUUGAUACCCACAGUGGUUCUCUCAGUGACUUUGAUGUUCAAGGAAAUUACCUUGUUACUUGUGGUUUCAGUAACUGUCGUCAGGGUUUGACAGUAGAUCGAUUCUUAAUGGCAUAUGACUUGAGACAAAUGAGAGCAUUAAGCCCAGUUGCAACUUUGGUGUGCCCUCUUCUAUUGAAGUUCCUACCCAGCUAUUCCAGUCGUUUAGCUGUUGUAGCACCAUCGGGACAAAUGCAACUUCUUGAUACUAUCUAUGCUAAUGUACAGCCAUCUGUGACAUGCUUGUAUCAGGUUGCAAAUAGUGGAGCAAUAUUAUCGUUUGAUGUGUCUUCUACAUCUCAGUGUCUGUGCUUUGGAGAUUCGGCAGGUUCUAUACAUCUUAUGUCUACAAAUACACCUGAACCCCAGUUUAAUACAUUUUCUCGACCAACUGAAUUUGCUGAUCCAGUUGAGCCACUUCCACAUAUAUCAUUCGAUGAUGAUACUACACCACUAAGUACAAUACCAAUGUAUUAUACUGGGCAGCCAUUGCUAAGCGAUUGGCCAGAGGAAUUUUUGAGAAAUGUUUAUAGAAGAACACCACCGAUUGAUCCUGAAAUAUUGCGUACAAUGAAGAUGCAAGGAACUAUAGGUUAUGCCCCAAAUCCACAGGCAUUUCGCAGAAAUCAAAUACCUUACAAUUUGGAAAAACGUCGGGGAGUAGUCGCAAAGCUUUUCGCUGGCGAUUCACGGUCAAAAACAGAUGACGGCACCUUUGUGGCCAUACCUAAACGUUAUCGCAAAAUCGAGUUGAAAUAUUCACGUCUCGGUUACGAUGAAUUCGAUUUUGAUCAAUAUAAUCACACCAACUUCUGCGGUCUCGAGGCAACUCUUCCUAACAGUUAUUGUAACGCUAUGUUACAGUUACUUUAUUAUUGCGAACCUGUAAGAAUAGCGCUGCUCUCUCACUCAUGCCAAAGAGAAUUCUGCCUAUCCUGCGAACUAGGAUUCUUGUUUCACAUGCUAGACACGUCCCGAGGACUGCCUUGUCAGGCAGCCAAUUUCCUACGAGCUUUUAGAACGGUUCCCGAAGCAGCAGCUUUGGGACUUAUACUCAGCGAUCUCCACCCGGAAGCCAAAAGGAAAACGAAUUUGAUGCGAUUGAUACAGAGUUGGAACAGAUUUAUAUUACAUCAGAUCCAUUACGAAGUUCUGGAAACAAAGAAACGGCAACUGGAGGAAGAGGAAGCUGCUCGGCUUAAAUCAGGACCAAAGUGUCCUCCGUUUGUUUAUAACGAACAGGAUUUUCCUAGCAUUUUGCAGGACAUUGGCUCCCGAUAUAGAAGCCAUGCAGAAGAAAGGAAGAAAAGAAAAAAACAGGAGGAGGAUGGUAAAUAUAUGUGGAUCACAUCGAAAGACAAAAACAGCAAAAAAUCUAUCGAGGAGAACGAAGUACGAGAUGAAGAGACAGAGAUUAGUCGUCUGUUUGGAUCUGAACAAAUGCAUAUACACCGCUGUCUCAAAUGUGGCCAAGAAGCUACGAAACAUUCCAUCAUGUUGCUAUGCAACUUAGUUUAUCCGGAAUUAACGCAUCCUUCCGAAGAAGUUCCAUUUACUAGUGUUCUUACCCGUAGUUUAAGGCCCGAGAAAAUUACACCUGCAUGGUGUGACAAUUGUCAGAAGUUUACACCCACACUCCAGUCUCGACAACUGACUAAACUACCUCAGAUAUUAGCUCUGAAUUGCGGUUUAGAUACACAGCAGGAUAAAGCAUUCUGGCAAGCGCAAAUGGAUAUAGUCGUUCAAAAAGUAUUAAAUGGCAAAGAAAGUAGUCCAUCUUCGAGUCCUGUCCCCAUUACUGCGAAACCAUGUCGAUAUGGCAACAAUUGUACCCGUAUUGGCUGUAGGUUCAGACACAUUGGUAGAGAUCCAGAAAAUAUACAAACGCCACCAGUUACUCCACCCAUAACAACUUCGACACCGCAAUCGGUCACAACACCGCCUAGUCACUUAUACUAUUCUCAUUCGUGGAUUCCACACGAUAUAGAGAUCUCCUUGGAUAGCAAUUGUGAAUUAUUCGUAGAAAAGAUCAGCACUCCAAAGAGCGACUCUAACGAAAGUAGUAAAACGGUCAAUGAGGUCAUAGUAGAAAAUGGUCAAGGGGAUAAUAAGAUACAAGAAUCUGAGAUCUCCGGAGAAGAAGAGAAAGUGGUUAAAAAUCAUGUUAACACAGUACGAAAUGACGAUGUGGAGAAAGGAAACGAAACUGAUGAAAAUUUGGAUAAGAUAAGCAAAAUUCGGUAUAGUCUUAGUGCUGUGGUUUGCUACAUCGAUGAUAAGAGUAACGAAGAUAAGAGGAAUAUCGUUGCGCUAUUGCGAGUCGGACCAAAUUAUCAUGAACGAUCGGCUGGUAGUGCGGUGUCGCAGUGGUACAUUUUUAACGAUUUUUGUAUAUCCGCAGUGACACCGCAAGAAGCGGUAUGGUUCAAUCUUGAUUGGAAGGUUCCGUGUGUUCUUCAUUAUACUGCUGUACCUGCACCUGAACCAGCACCAUUUGUUAGUCCGCUUACCUAUGAUGUAUUUGGUGAAGAUAAAUGUAUCGCUCGCAGUGGAGGAACAAGGGGUAUCACGUUUACCCCAUUGACAUCCGACGAAAUGCCUAAAACAGGUGAACUAGUUGGAAUUGACGCUGAAUUUGUAACGUUGAAUCAGGAAGAAUCUGAACUUCGUAGUGAUGGAAAAAUGUCCACUAUAAAACCAAGUCACAUGUCUGUUGCACGUAUAACUUGUAUACGUGGCCAAGGUCCUCUGGAAGGAACUCCCUUUAUAGACGAUUACAUAAGCACUCAAGAACAGGUAGUAGAUUACCUGACAAAAUUCAGUGGGAUUCAACCAGGUGAUUUGGAUGCAAACUUUAGUAGCAAGCACUUAACAACUCUAAAAUCAACGUACCAAAAACUACGAUUUCUCGUUGAUAACGGGAUCAUGUUCGUUGGUCAUGGCCUGAAGAAUGAUUUUAGAGUGAUAAAUUUAGUUGUUCCACCGGAGCAGGUCGUAGACACAGUAUUGCUGUUUCAUUUACCUCGUCAUCGUAUGGUAUCGUUGCGUUUUCUUACGUGGCACUUUUUGGGUAAGAAGAUUCAGUCGGAAACACACGACUCUACCGAAGAUGCCAGGGCUGCUCUCGAGUUGUAUCGUAAAUACAAGGAGUUGGAGAAUUCUGGAAAACUGGCGGACUCGUUAAAGGAGCUUUACAAUGUUGGCAACCAACUACAAUGGAAAGUUCCGGAUAGCUGAUACGAGGAUGACCCUCAGGAAGAAGUGUAUGAUUUAGUUACAUGCAAAGACAAUGAAGUUUAGACGACAAUUUUUAAGUAUAGUCAUAAACAAAUCGAGGAUUGAAUUUUUAAGUAUAGUCAUAAACAAAUCGACGAUUGAAUUUUGAAACAUUGUUUUUUUUUUUUUUUAUUUCGGUCCAUGCGUUUAUUCUGUUCGAAAACAAAUCCAAUUAUUCGUACAUAGAAACUAGGGAAAUUCUAAGAUUAUGUCUUGAUGAUGUCGCGGGUGUUAAUGAUUACGGGUACAAUUACAUUGUUAAUCGUAUUUAGUAUUUUCUUAUCUCACGACAUCGGUUCGUAUAAACAUAACUCAAUUAUUGACCGUGAAUUGUAAAUCUUUUAGUUAGCCUCCGCCUGUAAAUUAUCAAGCAAGACGUUAGAGAAAACAAAAUUUCGCGUUGAUUGUAAUUUUUCGGCAAGGAUCGAAACGAAAUAUCUGGUACACAUUUGGUGACCAUCGUAUAUACAUAAUGUACAUACAUAUUGUUCGAUAGCACAUUAGUUUUUGAAGAGGAGUAUCGACCUCACACUGCCGAAGAUGUGAAUAUAUUUAUUUUGUUUUCUCGAUGUAUCUUAAAUGGAAGAUAACAUAUACACUUAAACCAUUCUGUUUGGUAAAUUGUUUUCUCUUCAACGACACACUACUUUGAUCACUGAAUUUGAGAAAUUUAAAAAAUCUAUCAAAGUUCGAAAAUUAUUUCGAUCUACCGAUAUUGAAGUUUCGAAGACUGAACGUUUAAACGAGAUAAGUUAAAUUGUUAUACAAAAAUAUUUUACCAAAUUAUCAACAAAUUUUGAUAAAAAUAAUGAAGAAAUAGAACGUAUGCAUACGUUAUACGUCGUUGAAGGGCUAACAGUACGUGUAUAUAACGAAAGAUUAAUAUUUUUAGCAAUAAUUCUAGAGGUGGAUGAGUAUGUCUGUACGAAACGUUUCAUGAUUUCCUUUUUUUAUAUGUAUGUUUUUUAAAAUAUUGACUUUUGUACCGUUUUUCCCAACGACAACUCAUUAGAGAAGGCAGAAACCGGGAGAAAAAAUAUGGAGACGCUUUUUUACAAGAUUUACUUCGUCCCGGUAGUAGAUUUCAUUUUGUCUCACGAAUAUACGCAGACCAUUUUUGCUCGAUCGAAAAAAAAAAAACAAAAAUCAAUCAUUGAAAGAACCAGAAAUUUUUCUAAAGACUUUUUCUACUUCGAGGUUCUUAAAACGCAAGAAGUAAAAUAUUAAAUGAAAUACGGUAAUAUAUUUUACAAAAUGAUUGUACUCAUAAGAUUAUUUUUGUAUAAAUUUUAUCAAAGACAAUGAAAAGUCAAAAUGAGAGAAAGAGUGUGUGUGUAUGUGCGAGAGAGUGAGAGAGUAGAAACAUUGUCAAAAUCUAUCAAAUAAAUCAAGAUUAUCGAAAGAUAUAUUUUUUUAUAUCUGGAACAAUUUUCUUAUCAUUUAUGCGCGACGUAACUUUACAAAUUAACGCAGGUCUAACGAAAAACGAUCCAUACAACUAUCGUAGAAACAACAGUGAGAGUAUGAUAUUCAUGCUAAUCAUGCAUUUGUUUUAUGUCUACUGCUGUUACGUCAUUGUGAUUUUUCUAAUAAAUGAUAUAUGAAAAAUUAA
Molecule: messenger RNA, 5995 nt
Organism: Bombus terrestris (buff-tailed bumblebee)
Lineage: Eukaryota; Metazoa; Arthropoda; Insecta; Hymenoptera; Apidae
Gene: PAN2
Product: PAN2-PAN3 deadenylation complex catalytic subunit PAN2
Exons: 21
Coding region: 388-4344 (1318 amino acids)
Biological process (GO): mRNA processing; nuclear-transcribed mRNA poly(A) tail shortening
Cellular component (GO): P-body; PAN complex
Molecular function (GO): poly(A)-specific ribonuclease activity; nucleic acid binding; protein binding
Source: RefSeq, a predicted model, not a curated record